AUGAUUUAUUAUGCCUAUUUUGGACCUCUUAAUAAAGUUCCGGGACCAAAGACAACAUUCUUAUCCGAGAUUUUUAUUUCAUUAAAACAGAUAAAUGGGAGAAGAUGGAAAUGGUUGCAAUAUUAUGUUGUUCCAAAAUACGGACCAGUAGUUCGAAUUGCACCUAAAAUGAUUGUAAUUUCUGAUAGAGAUAUUAUUAAACAAAUUUUAGUAACAAAUGAAUUACCAAAGAGUGCAAAAUAUGAAAGAUUACGUAAUGACAAACAAUAUGAUACAUUAUUUACCGCGAGUUGCAUUUCAGACUUGGAUGUAAUCGGAGAAGCAGCAUUCGGUGGAUCAUUCAAAUUAGUAAAGAAUGGAAAUCAUCCUUUGCCAAAGAAAGUUUUCAAAGAAUUAAGAAGAAGAGUUUGGCAAAGCAUGUUUCCUUUCCUUAGAUCUUUUAUGGGUGUGGAUCCUUAUCUUAUAAAUUUCAUGAAUGCACUUAUAAAACAACGCAGACAAUCCGAAAGCAAAAGAAAAGAUAUAUUACAAAUGUUAUUGGAUACUAAACAUUUAGAAGGAGGUUUAUCUGAUUUUGAAGUUUAUGAUCAAUGCAUUGAAUUUUUAAUUGCUGGAAGUGAUUCAACAAGUUUUACAACUGCAAUGACAAUUAUAGAAUUAUCAAAGAAUCCUGAUAAAUUAAAAAGAUUAUCCAAAGAAGUUAAAGAAACAUUAAUUGAUGAGGAUGGUGAUGAUAACAAAUUAAUUCCUUCACAUAAUAAAUUAAAACAUUUACCAUAUUUGAAUGCUGUAAUUAGUGAAGGUCUUAGACUUUUUCCUUCUACAUUUGGCAAACAAGCAUCUGAAGACAUGGUCAUAAAAGGGUAUUUUAUUCCGAAAGAAACAAUAAUAGCAGUUAAUAUCUUUUAUUUACAUCGUGAAAAAAAAUAUUGGGGAGAAGAUUCACAUGAAUUCAUACCUGAACGUUGGUUAACUCCUGAAAAAGUACCAACUGAUUGUUUUAUUCCUUUUUCUGCUGGUACGCGGAAUUGUAUAGGAUUAAAUUUCGCAUGGAUGGAAUUAAGACUUGUAAUAGCAACCUUAGUAUUGAGAUAUGAAUUUAAAGAUAUUCCCGGUCAAGAUAAUGAAAUUUUGCAAUUUAUUACUUCUGGUUUAAGAUCGAAAAGUCAUUAUACAAAAGUUAAAUUUCAGUCCAAUAAUUAA
Molecule: messenger RNA, 1203 nt
Organism: Diversispora eburnea
Lineage: Eukaryota; Fungi; Glomeromycota; Glomeromycetes; Diversisporales; Diversisporaceae
Source: the annotation of a GenBank genome assembly